AUAGCAGAGUGACACCCGGCGGCCACACCCCGUACAGUAUGUUAUCCUACCGACCAUCUUCUCCAUUGAAUGACAUCUGUGUUGACAGGUGUUGGGAUCCCAUGACGUCACUAUGACGAUGAGCCCGGACCAGGAGGCCCUGAUUGGCCGGGUGUUUGAAACGUACCUGAAGGAUCAUCAUCAUGAAGACAUCCGGCAGCUCAUUGCCGACACCAACGAAGAGACCCACCGCCCGGUGCUGGUCAACGCCAUGACCCUGUUUGAAGCCAAUAUGGAGGUCGGGGAUUACUUCAACGCCUUCCCCCAUGAAGUGCUGUCUCUGUUUGACGGCGUGUUGUCCAGGAUGGCGCUGCAGCUGUCCCGCUGUGCAGGAGCAGCCGAGAGGAGGACGCCGUCUCUUCACGCCCGCAUCACAGGUCUGCCCGUGUGUCCGGAGCUGACCAGAGACACCGUCCCCAGGGCCAGAGACAUCGGGCACUUCCUGUCUGUCACCGGCACCGUCAUACGCACCAGUGUUGCCAAGGUCCUGGAACACGAGCGUGCCUACAUGUGCUCAAAGUGUCGGCACGUCUUCACCGCGCAGGCCGACUUCCACCAGUUCUACGUCUUCGUCCCUCCGGCCGUCUGCCCGAGCCCAGAGGGCUGCACGGCCGCCACCUUCAGCUGCCUGGACACGGCCUCGGAGCCUCAGGCCUGCAGAGACCUCCAGGAGAUCAAGAUACAAGAGCAGGUGCAGAGGCUGUCGGUGGGCAGUAUUCCUCGCGCCCUGCUGGUGGUUCUGGAGGACGACCUUGUGGACAGUUGUAAAUCUGGAGAUGAAGUGACUGUUUAUGGGGUGAUGUGCCAGCGCUGGAAGCCCUUAUAUGAUGGCGCUCGCUGCGAUGUGGAACUGGUCCUCAAAGCGAACAACAUAGAAGUGAACAACCACCAGGCGGCUGCUGCUGGUCUCAUGAAGGACGUUCAGGAGGAGUUUGAAGACUUCUGGAAACACUACAGAUACGACCCCAUUGCUGGUAGAAACCAGAUCUUGUUGAGCCUGUGCCCUCAGGUGUUUGGCAUGUUUGUGAUUAAGCUGGCGGUUGCCAUGGUGAUGGCUGGUGGCGUGCAGAGAGUAGAUUCCUCUGGAACCAAGAUCAGGGGGGAGUGUCAUAUGCUGCUGGUGGGCGACCCGGGCACCGGCAAGUCUCAGUUCCUCAAAUAUGCCGCUAAAAUCAUGCCUCGCUCGGUCCUCACCGCUGGAAUCGGAUCGACCAGCGCAGGCCUGACCGUGGCGGCGGUGAAGGACGGCGGCGAAUGGCAUCUGGAGGCCGGGGCCCUGGUGCUGUCGGACGGGGGUCUGUGCUGCAUCGACGAAUUCAACAACAUCAAGGAGCACGACCGCAUCAGCAUCCACGAAGCCAUGGAGCAGCAGACCAUCAGCGUGGCCAAAGCCGGGAUGGUGUGUAAGCUGAGCACCAGGACCAGCAUCCUGGCCGCCGCCAACCCCAAAGGCCGCUACGACCCCGCCGAGCCGCUGUCCGUCAACGUGGCGCUGGCCAGCCCCCUGCUGAGCCGCUUCGACCUGGUCCUGGUUCUGCUGGACACCAGGAACGCCGAGUGGGACCACGUCAUCUCCUCCUUCAUCCUGGAGGACAGAGGGCCUCCAGCGGGGUCGUGCAGCACGUGGUGCAUGGAGAAGAUGAAGGCGUACUUCGGCGCCGUGCGCCGCCUGCAGCCGCAGCUCUCUGACGACGCCAACACCGUCCUGACUCGUUACUACCAGCUGCAGAGACGCAGCAGCGGCCGCAACCCGGCACGCACCACCAUACGCAUGCUGGAGAGCCUGAGCCGCCUGGCCGAGGCUCACGCCCGGCUCAUGUACAGAGCCACCGUCACCGUGGAGGACGCCGUCGUGGCCGUGUCCGUCAUGGAGUGCUCCAUGCAGGGCGGAGCUCUGCUGGGCGGCGUCAACGCGCUGCUCACCUGCUUCCCCCACGACCCCGCCGAGCAGCACCGGGCCCAGAGCCGGGUUCUCCUGGAGGGCCUGAACCUACCGCUGCUCCUCCACAAGGAGAUGGACCGACUGGACAGGCUGAAGAGCAGCAGCUCACAGGCCACCGGAGGCCGAGACCCCCCAGAGGACCCUCACCAACACGUGGACCCCCCAGAGGACCCUCACCAACACGGAGACCCCCCAGAGGACCCUCACCAACACGGAGACCCCCCAGAGGACCCUCACCAACACGUGGACCCCCCAGAGGACCCGGGCCUGGACUGGUUCCAGUCCAUCUCUUCCUCUCUGGCCACAGCUCCGGAGGUCAAGAGGUCGGACUCCCUGCCGAGUGCUCCAGCGGAGGAGGGUCCGCUGAGGCGUGCUGCUGGUCCACAUCCACCAGGAACCAGCACACCUGGUCCUCAAGGAGGACUCGUGGACCAGAGGAGCUCUGGGGUCCACCAGCAGGAGCAGCAGUCCAGGGGGCGGAGCCAUGGAGGCCCUCCAGAGUCACCGCGGUGCGUCUUUCAAACAGUGUCAAAGAGUCUGAGAGCAAGAAGACGGGAGCUGACUCGUCCUCCUCCUCCAAAACCGCUUGAGGACCAGGACCAGAGGGCCCGGCCCGGAGCCCAGGACCCCGGGACUGGACCUCAGGGAAAGAUGGCGGCAGCAGCUGAAACGGCUCCAGAGCUGCGAGCUCGGUUGUCGAGCCUCGUCUUCGCGCCCCAGAGGAAGAGGCCUUUGGUCCGCAGCCCGCAGCGCCGGACCCCCUGUGACCCGAGUGGACCGGGGCCAGCUGGUCCUGAGGACCCAGACCCGCCACCGACACACAUGGAGAAGAGGACCAGACGGAACCAGGACCUCCACCUCUCGGUGGGCGCGGCGGGGGAGGGGGCACCACCGAGCCACAGCAGGGCCGCCGUGGCCUCCUCCACCCGGGCCAGACUCUCACGGUUCUCCUUCGGCUGCUCGGUGAAGGGAGACGCUCCAGAGCCACGCAGCGGAGCCAAGGUCACGGAGGUCACGCCGGGACAGGAACCACGCUCCGAGGCGACGGGAACCACGUCAGCAGGCCCGAGCGCCGGCAUUGUGAGGAAGAGGAGGUGUUUUGAGCUGGGCGCUCCACAGGGUGGUGCUGGUGGUCCACAGGGUGGUGCUGGUCCAGGUCCCCAGGCUGUGCUCUCAGGCCCGUCUCUGUUUGACUCUGUGCUCGACACGGACUGGGACCAGGAGGUUCCCAGAAGAGGAGGUGAGGCGGAGGCUCCACCUCCUGGUCUGAAGACACACCUGUAGAGCCGAGGGUCCAGGUGGAGGCGUGUCUCUGUGUUCGUGCUCCUCCAGGAACAUCCCGUCCUGGUGGUGAGGUUCUGGAUGUUUUAGUUGCAUGAAUGAGGAAACCCUUCUUUAUGUGAGAAGCCAUGAAAACAAUAAAGGACUGUCAGAGAA
Messenger RNA from Pseudoliparis swirei, 3418 nucleotides. It is a transcript of the gene mcm9, whose product is annotated as minichromosome maintenance 9 homologous recombination repair factor. The coding region runs from base 113 to 3265 and encodes 1050 amino acids. Gene Ontology annotation, cellular component: nucleus; MCM complex. The transcript is spliced from 15 exons. The record is from RefSeq and is a predicted model, not a curated record. NCBI's taxonomy places the organism in Eukaryota, Metazoa, Chordata, Actinopteri, Perciformes, Liparidae. Gene Ontology annotation, molecular function: ATP binding; single-stranded DNA binding; single-stranded DNA helicase activity. Gene Ontology annotation, biological process: double-strand break repair via homologous recombination.